Molecule: messenger RNA, 2141 nt
Organism: Hypoxylon fragiforme
Lineage: Eukaryota; Fungi; Ascomycota; Sordariomycetes; Xylariales; Hypoxylaceae
Product: histidine acid phosphatase
Exons: 4
Coding region: 487-1971 (494 amino acids)
Cellular component (GO): fungal-type cell wall
Molecular function (GO): acid phosphatase activity
Source: RefSeq, a predicted model, not a curated record
AAUUAUGUAACAACCCACUGCAACUGCAGUAUUAACAGCCUUAGGAGGUACAUAAUGACUCCGAGGCUACUACUACGUGAUAUGGGCUUCUUGUCCGAAUUGGCAGGUCAAUCUCCGAUGGGCUUCGUAGUUAUCCUCUGGGAAGCUAGAACCUAAGUUACCUAACAGCCUGCGCAAACCAGAACGCCAUCACUUGACACGUGCUGCCAUGCCAACAUCGACACCCUGUACCCCCCCCCUAGUGUCUUUGACUUAGUUAGUACGCACAUGUUCAACAGCUUUGGCUUGGAUUAUAAGCCUACAUCGAUGUAAGUAUGGGAUGCAUACAUAUAUAUCUAUUAAGGUAGAUAUAUAAAUACAGACCACCAUGUCCAGUUCCUAGUCCUAGUGUCUAGUCGAACAGAGCGCUCUUCUCUUCUCAUAUUGUCUGCCUACUUGCAAGUUCAAUGAUGAUAAUUCUGCUUGUCCACUUAACAACAUAACACGAUGUAUUUCUCGUGGGCUAUUGCUAUAUCCCUGGAAGUUGUAAUAAUCUCCGCUGCAGCUACUCCUUAUCUCGCUCCACCACAAGACAUACUCUUCCCUUCUAGCAAGACUGCGACAAAUCCCCUUCAGUGGCUAGGUGCUAAUGGCCCCUGGUACGCCGGCCCGGACGUCUUUAAGAUCUCAUCUGAGGUUCCUGAAAAUUGUCAUGUUGAUCGAGCUGCGUACGUUUUGAGACAUGGCUCGAGGUAUCCGGACCAGGGAGCUUACAACGGCUGGGUAUCCAUGUACGAACGGUUUCAAUCUGCCAACUACACACCAAGUGGGAGUCUGUCCUUCUUACGUACCUGGCAACCUGUUCUUACGAAUCCCGAGUUGCAAAUCGCUUUCGAGAACCCUACUGGUGCGAAGGAGUCCUUUGAUUUAGGAUACACGCUACGAACAAGAUACCCUGACCUGUAUCGUGAGGGAGAUGGCUUCAUGGUAUGGGCUAAUAACUAUACUCGAGUACUUCAGACUGCGUCCAUGUUUGUUCAUGGCUUUUUAGGCGCUACUGCGUCCAAGAAAGGGAGCGUCAUCUCGGUAACAUCUCGAGGUUUCCCUGCCAGCGUUGGGGAUUCACUUGCCCCUUCGGACAUGUGUCCUAAUUUCAAAGACUUGGAGGGAGGAGACUAUAAGACAUCAUGGGAUAACAUAUGGAUCCCACCCGUCCAAAAACGGUUGCAGUACCUGAUCGAGGGUAAUUUGACUCUUACAACUAGCGAUGUGAACCAGAUUCCAUAUCUAUGUGGCUUCGAGAGUCACAUCACCGGCCGCCUUUCACCGUGGUGUAGCGUGUUCACCGACGAGGAAUUGAAGCAGUACGAGUACUCGAACGAUCUUCGAUAUUACUAUGGGAUUGGGCCAGGCACGGAUCUUCCCAAAAAGAUGAUGACCCCGUUCUUAAACGAGCUCGUUGACAUACUGCAAAACGGAACUGUCAAUGGUACUAAGGCUGACGGAUCACUGUUCGAAUUGCCAAAACUCAUCAUGUCGUUCUUGAAUGAUGGUCAGUUGACAGAACUUGUCACCGCAAGUGGAGUUUUCGACGGACAGCCACCGUUAUCCCCUAAAAAGAAGGACGACAAUAGACUCUGGGUAGGCUCGAGAUACGUGUCGAUGAGGGGCACUGUCGCAUUCGAGCGUCUCAACUGCCUUGGAGAGGGUCAUCCGAGCUCUUCCAGGCUGGAAAAAGUUGUGACCAAUACCACAUACGUCCGCAUCCUCUUGAACGAUGCGGUUUAUCCGAUCCAAUCCUGCAAAAAUGGGCCAGGAUCGUCCUGUAAGCUGAGCGACUAUGCGAGGUAUAUCAAAGCCAAGUAUGCUUCGGAAGGAAACUGGAUUACCAACUGCAAUGUUACGAUUACCGACGACACGCCAACGACUGUGAAGGGUGCAAGCUUCUUUACGGAUCUUGGUAAGUCCUGGGUUAAGCAGCUGGGGGUUUGAGGUGUAGCAUAUAGGAAUAUAACAAAAAGUAAUAAACUUGGUUCUGAAUAGGGAACAUACUAUGUACAUAUGUUAUCCCCAUGAUAUUAUUAUCAAUACCUACCUAUGUAGGUCCUAGGAUAGGAUAUGUGUAGAAUUCAAUGUUGAAGUUCAAGGUUUCCAGGUUGCAA